AUGUUGGUCAGCUCUCUCCUCAUUUGUCUGUCCAGUCUGGCUGCAGCACAAUCUCUAAUUGCUGAGCGUGCUAUAUCGGGCUGCUAUCCCCUUGCCUCCAACAGCACCGGCGACUCUUCAAGUUUUAUCAAGACGAGCAAAUCACCGCAAGGCUUUGUAUCGGCAGCCCGAGGCUGGAAUUCCUGGGGCAUUCAGGCCAAUCCCAGGACAAUACCCGGCUAUUCUUCAACUAUUGCACCCUACGUCAAUCAGAGCUUUAUUAUUGAGCAGUGCACUGUCCUCUCUGGCUCUGCUUUUGUAGCUGCGGGGUAUGAUCUUUGCAGUAUUGACGAUUACUGGGACAGUACCGUCUCGGAUGAAUAUGGCCGCAUCACUUACAAUGCCACGCUUUUUGAUAUGCCGACUCUGGCCACAAAGCUACAUGACAUGGGACUCAAACUGGGUCUAUAUGCUCGGCCGAGCGCGCCGUGUGAUGCUGCUAACAAGACCAUAUCCAAUACCGACAUUCUCGUUGGGUCUCUCUUCAUUAGCGGCUUGGAGGAUGCAAGGGGCAACUGCUACCUAAACUACAGCAAUCCAGACACGCAGCUAUGGCACAACGCAUUAAUCGAUCUCUGGGCAUCCUGGGGUGUGGAUAUGAUCAAACUCGACUUUCUCACGCCGGGGUCCAUUAUCGGGAGCCUUCCUAUACCCGACAAUACCAGCGCUGCUGCGAUUGCCUACCAUGACGCCAUCACCAAUAACGGGCGCCAGAUUCGUCUCGACCUUUCGUCCAACGUCUGCCGAAAUGAGCCGUACCUGGGAAUAUGGAAGUCUAGUGCAGAUUCUUUCCGCAUUGCUGUCGAUAUCAACAGCUCGGGCGCCGCAAAGUUCCUGGGCUCCAUGUGGAAGGUCCAAGGCACUAUUGAACAGUACCGGCAAUACAUCAACCUAUUGGUGGCUGCAGAGGAAACCAUGAGCUUACACCCUGAUUUUGACAACAUGUUUGUUGGUAACCCAGAGAGUGUUUCUGGCGUGACAGAUGCACAGCGCAUCACCAUUGCAAGCCACUGGAUCGGCGCCUCUGCCAACUUGAUUCUGGGUUCCGACAUGACGAAUAUCGACGAUCUCGGCCUCAAGCUUGCCACAUCUCAAGAGUCCAUCGAGGCGGCAAAGUUUUGUGGCCGCUAUCCGAUGCAGCCGCGCAAUCCCGGGACGGGCAGCAACCAGCCGAUGCAGCUCCAGGCCUGGAUCGCCGGUCCCGACGAUGACGGACAAGCAUAUGUGCUCUUGACCAAUCUCGGUGCCAACUUGGGCAGAGGAGGUUACGUGGACCUUGGGAGUGGACUGCAGAAUGUGUCAAUCACCUUGGGCGAUUUGGGAUUGACGGGAUCCGGGUAUGUUGCUACAGAUGUGUGGUUUGGAAACGUGACUACGGUAGAAGCCGGAGGUGGUCUCUCGGCACUCUUGGACGAUGGCAACUCUCAGUUUUUGCGCCUGACACUUGCGACACAAGGUUCUACCUAG
Messenger RNA from Pestalotiopsis fici W106-1, 1506 nucleotides. RefSeq lists its product as uncharacterized. NCBI's taxonomy places the organism in Eukaryota, Fungi, Ascomycota, Sordariomycetes, Amphisphaeriales, Sporocadaceae. The record is from RefSeq and is a predicted model, not a curated record. Bases 1 to 1506 code for a protein of 501 amino acids. The transcript has a single exon. Gene Ontology annotation, biological process: carbohydrate metabolic process. Gene Ontology annotation, molecular function: hydrolase activity, hydrolyzing O-glycosyl compounds.